Molecule: messenger RNA, 3751 nt
Organism: Dipodomys spectabilis (banner-tailed kangaroo rat)
Lineage: Eukaryota; Metazoa; Chordata; Mammalia; Rodentia; Heteromyidae
Gene: Rcc2
Product: regulator of chromosome condensation 2
Exons: 13
Coding region: 197-1768 (523 amino acids)
Source: RefSeq, a predicted model, not a curated record
GCCCGGCAGCACAUGUGUUUCUGUUUUGUGUUGUAGCAUUUGUUCUGGGAGCUCGUAUUUACAUUUUAAGUGUUUCUGGUGAGUGGGCUGGAGCCCUCGUCUGGGCCGGAAAGAGAAAGGAGCCCUGCGGCCCGUCCUGUAGUUCCUCCUCGCCUCCCUCCGCUCCCGCUUCGCUCCACCCCCACCAGCCGCGACCAUGCCCAGGAAGAAGGCGGCGGCGGCGGCGGCCUGGGAGGAGCCGAGCUCCGGCAACGGCACGGCCCGCGCGGGGCCCAGGAAGCGCGGCGGCCCGGCGGGCAGGAAGCGCGAGCGGCCCGAGCGCUGCAGCAGUAGCAGCGGCGGCGGCAGCAGCGGCGACGAGGACGGCCUGGAGCUCGACGGGGCCCCCGGCGGCGGCAAGCGCGCGGCCCGGCCGGCGGCGGCGGGCAAGGCGGGCGGCGCGGCGGUGAUCAUCACGGAGCCGGAGCACACCAAGGAGCGCGUCAAACUCGAAGGGUCUAAGUGCAAAGGGCAGCUGCUGAUUUUUGGGGCAACCAACUGGGACUUGAUCGGUCGGAAGGAAGUGCCUAAACAGCAAGCUGCGUACCGCAAUCUCGGUCAGAACCUGUGGGGUCCCCACAGGUAUGGGUGCCUGUCGGGGGUCCGCGUGCGGACCGUGGUCUCGGGUUCCUGCGCAGCCCACAGCCUCCUCAUCACCACGGAAGGGAAGCUGUGGAGCUGGGGUCGCAAUGAGAAGGGGCAGCUGGGCCACGGCGACACCAAGAGGGUGGAAGCUCCCAGACUCAUCGAGGCCCUCAGCCAGGAGGUGAUUGUGCUGGCGGCGUGUGGGCGCAACCACACCUUGGCACUGACUGAAACGGGCUCCGUGUUUGCUUUUGGGGAGAACAAGAUGGGGCAGCUGGGCCUCGGCAACCAGACAGACGCCGUCCCCAGUCCUGCACAGAUAAUGUACAACGGCCAGCCAAUUACCAAGAUGGCCUGUGGGGCUGAAUUCAGUAUGAUAAUGGACUGCAAAGGAAAUCUCUAUUCCUUCGGGUGCCCUGAGUUUGGCCAGCUGGGACACAACUCGGACGGGAAGUUUAUCGCCCGGGCGCAGCGGAUAGAGUAUGACUGCGAGCUGGUGCCCCGGCGGGUGGCCAUCUUCAUCGAGAAGACGAAGGACGGGCAGAUCCUGCCCGUCCCCAACGUGGUGGUGCGGGACGUGGCCUGCGGCGCCAACCACACGCUGGUACUGGACUCGCAGAAGCGCGUCUUCUCCUGGGGCUUCGGUGGCUAUGGCCGGCUGGGCCACGCGGAGCAGAAGGACGAGAUGGUGCCUCGCCUGGUGAAGUUGUUCGACUUCCCCGGGAGAGGGGCGUGCCAGAUCUACGCCGGCUACACCUGCUCGUUUGCCGUCAGCGAAGUGGGCGGGCUGUUUUUCUGGGGGGCCACCAACACCUCCCGGGAGUCCACCAUGUACCCGAAAGCAGUCCAGGACCUCUGCGGCUGGAGGAUCCGGAGCCUGGCCUGCGGGAAGAGCAGCAUCAUCGUGGCAGCAGACGAGAGCACCAUCAGCUGGGGUCCAUCACCGACCUUCGGGGAACUGGGCUACGGGGACCAUAAGCCCAAGUCUUCCACGGCAGCCCAGGAGGUGAAGACUCUGGACGGCAUCUUCUCAGAGCAGGUGGCCAUGGGCUACUCGCACUCCUUGGUGAUCGCACGGGACGAGAGUGAGACAGAGAAGGAGAAGCUCAAGAGGCUGCCGGAGUACAACCCGCGCACCCUCUGAGGGCGCCCCCUCGCGGCAGCUCAUUCCAAGUGCACUGGGACCGGAAGUCCAACCGAGUUUAGGAAGCAGACGUUGACCGAAGGUGCAUUUUGUUAAGACUCCCCAAGGUUCUGUUUUCUACGAGAUUCAACGUCAACUACCUUUUUCUGUAUGCUUUCCAAAGUGGUUUUUCCCCCCUCAAUGUUUAAUUAAAAUAUUUGCUCAUAGUUGACUUACCAUUCCUACAUACGAGGCAGAGACUUUGAGCAGUUGAAGUUUUUUAAGUGGCAUUUCUUUUCUCCCUCACCUAAAUCUGCUCGCCCCCACCUCCCAUUCCAGCUGUAAGUAGCAUUGUGAUCUGAGGGGGCCACGCAGGACAGGAGAGGCUGGCCCUGGUGGCCGGUCCCCUCCGCAGCCACCUGCGUGCUGUGGAGCACCCGGGUCUCCUGCCUGCUCUCCCUCAGCCCGGACCCGCCAGCGCUGUCCCAGCCUCCUUUCCUGGCUGCUUGUGCACCCCACCGCCUCUGGUCUCAAAGUCAGCCCUGUCCUGUCCCCCCUGGUGGGGGCGCUGAGGUUCGUUUGUGACCAUUUUUAUCAACUUCAGCUGUAAGAUAAGUCCAGAUGAGAAUCAGGCGAUCGGGGGAGGUGGGGGCAGCGGUGGGGAACAUUUGUAUCUGGGAAGGGGGCUCUGGCUUUCUGGCUUUGUGGCUAUCUGUCAAGUCCCUGCCUGGCCACCAGCGGGAGCUCCUUAGAGAUGGACCAGCCAGCUGCCAGUGCUCCGGCCGCCUGACGCAGACCAGCCUGUUGCCUCUGUCCCCACUGCCUCCGGUGCAGCCUGCCUGGGACCCCCGCCCUGCGCUCUCCAUGUUUGGGGCUCCAGAAGAAGUGCCCUGCUCUGUGGCUGAGACUGCCGCCCGCAUCCCUGACCCGUGUCCUGCCCAAGCCGGGCCCCCAGACGGUGUGGCGUGAGUGACGAGGUGCCUUCCCCAGAACCCGAGCAAGGCGGCAGCGCGGCUGGGCUCUCGGUUCCCAGGGCUCUGGACUGGUUUGGGUGCUUUAAGUAGAUUUUAGUGCCGUGGUGCUUCUGGGGCCGGGGGUGGGGGAAGGCAGGGCCUAGUGUGAGACUGGGGGGAUGGGAACAUGACAUACUGGUUUUCAGCAUUUGUUUUUGCUUUGCUGUUGUUUCCACUUGUCAUUGUCGCGAAGUUAAAAUGCCAAAAAUGAUCUGUCUGGUGGAUUGCUUUUCUCCUGCCCUCCUGCCCAUCACUCCAUAGUGGCUUUUGUCCUGCUGGGCGUGUGACAGUACCGCCAGUCCCAUGGCCUCCUGUCUUAGAUGGGGUGUGAGGCUUACAUUCACGCCUGUCCCUGCUCCACCUGCCCUGCUAGCAGCACGGGGCGUGGACAGCACGGGGCGUGGACAGCACGGGGCGUGGACAGCACAGGGCGUGGACAGCACAGGGCGUGGACAGCACAGGGCGUGGACAGCACAGGACGUGGGCUUCCGCAGCUCAGCUUCUGUCAAACUGACCUCUGUCCAGGCUGCCCCCACCCCACUUGAGCCUCAAGUGUGCAGGACCCGGGCUCUCCCCACGCAGCAGCUGCACCCUGCAGGUCACCUCCAGCUCGGGUCACAGCCCAGGAGCUGCCCUGGGCUGAGGGGGCUCGGGUCUGGGGGACACAACUGAAUCCAACAGUCCAGCCGUCACUGGCGGGUCCUGCGCCCUCCUCUGUACCCCACCCCCAGGCAUAGAGAUAUAACAUGAUUUCCACGUGGAGAAAAUGCUUGAGAAUAGGAGUUGGGGUUCCCACACCCCCAGAGGACCCACUGGGAAUGUGCUCUCUGGGUCUGGAAAGGAGGGUCUUGGGAAGAGCAGAGGGUGAAGGGGAAUGAAAAGGGCCCUGGGAUUUGGCUGAAGGUGCCUGGUUUAGUGUUGUUAAUUGUCUUAUUUUUUUUUAUAUAUAUAUUUCUUGGAGUAAACAUUUUAAAUAAACUGCAUCAUUGUU